Messenger RNA from Parasteatoda tepidariorum (common house spider), 2421 nucleotides. Its product is annotated as cell adhesion molecule Dscam2-like. Gene Ontology annotation, cellular component: plasma membrane; axon. NCBI's taxonomy places the organism in Eukaryota, Metazoa, Arthropoda, Arachnida, Araneae, Theridiidae. Gene Ontology annotation, biological process: homophilic cell-cell adhesion; axon guidance; dendrite self-avoidance. The record is from RefSeq and is a predicted model, not a curated record. Gene Ontology annotation, molecular function: cell-cell adhesion mediator activity.
UUAUACUGUGUAUGUUUCCUAAAAGAUAUUACAAAUUACAUAAUAUGUAAUAUCAUAUAAUAGAUAUUGCUAUAUACUUAUAAGUGCAAUAUUCAAGAUUUUACAUUGAUACAAAUUUACGAAACAACUUAAAUUUUGAUCAAAUAGUUCUAAAGCAUUCUAAUUCUAAUGCACAAUUUCUUAGCUAUCAAAUAAUGAAGUAUUUCCAAAUAUUGAAAGUCAUUUGCUUUUUCUGUUUCAGAUGCUUUUUUUUCUUAUAAAUACGUGCUUAUGCUUUUAAUUUUUACCGAUAUGUGGCGCUGUCGGGCUGCAUAGUGAAGCUCUCAUUUGUAUCAUUUAUAACUACUAACGCCAUAUCGUAAACACUCUCAAUGCUAAAAUCUUUGUUCUCAUCUUCAAAAAGCUUUUUGAAUCAUUUCAAAUUUUACUAUUCAUUUAUAUUUCAAGAUAUUUUUUUAAUCAUUAUGCACUUUUAAGAAAAUGGAAAGAACAGUACAGUUAAUUCUGCUGCUGAAAAUAAUAUUUGCCACUUUACUGAAAACCGUUCUUUGCGGGGAUCAACCAGUUAUCAUCCCAUUUCACUUUCCACCAGUUUUGAAAGAAGGAGAACGAGCAAAUACGAUUUGCUCUGUUCGCUCUGGUGACAGACCAAUUGAAUUCAUGUGGAAAAAAGAUGGUCAACCUUUAUCAGUAGCAUCGACCACCAGCGUUCAGUCAAUCGAGGAUUCAUCAGUUUUAAUUAUUAAAUCUGUGGACUCAAACAUUUCUGGGAACUAUACAUGCAUUGUUACUAACGCCUUUGGUAGAGAUCAGCAUACUGCAACUCUUGUUGUCACAUCUCCCCCGACAUGGUCAAUGGAACCAACAGACACUGUUGUGAAGGAAGGAGAAAGCGUUUCAUUAGAAUGUGCAGCAUCAGGAGUUCCAACUCCACAUGUUAAAUGGAAAACAGAUGUGAAAGGAACUAAAAUAACAUCAGAUUCUUCGAGUGAAGCUUAUGUUUCAACGACAGGUGCAUUAGUAAUUGGUAAAGUGACUUAUUCUAUGGAGGGAUCUUAUACAUGUGAAGCUGAAAAUGGAUUUGGGCUGCCACUUACCAAAAGUAUUUCUCUCACUGUUCGUGGUACGUUAGAGAUAAAUAAAAUAAAACACACAUUUCCGUAUGAAUCAAUUAAGUGUUAUGGUUUCAACUCACUGUAUUUUUCUAAUAACGUGUCGUAAGUGUGCUAGUAAGCUCUAUGUUAAACUAUGGAAGAAAUUUACAUAUCGAAAUGUACAUUAUUGAAAAAUGGCAAUCGAAACUAUGUUUAAAAACUCACUUAUAUGAAAUAAUUUUAUUUUUAGAACUAGGAGGAACCAUCGGUAAAUAAUUGUAAUAACUGGAGAUACAACGCACUUUUAACUUCUUUUUUUUUAAGAAAAAGAAGGAAAACUCAUGAUAUUCAAUUUCACAAAUUCAGAAUUCCUAAUUUCUUGUUGCUUUUGUACUCCUGAAACUUUCUGCAACUAACAACAACUAAGUUUAAUAAUUUGAUACAAGCUGUUCAGUUCAGCGUUUUGCAUUACACAUCCAAAUAACCACAAUUAUAACAGCGUAAACUGAACGAAAUGCAAAUUCCUGAAAACAGUUUAUUUUACGCACUAUAAUGGGGUAAAAUAAUGAGUGGGUAUUAUUUCAAUAAUCCCGAUGUUUCAAUGUAACAAUCAAUAGUGUUCAAAAAUUAACUUUUGUCUAAAUUAGUGCUUGAACGUACUGUAUCAGAUGCACAGUUGUGUUAUUCAAAUCUAACUCUUUGGUUCCUGUUUUACUCUUUUUUCACAUAGUUGUAUAUAUUUUUGAAUGUUUAGUCAUGUGCUAUUUUUGGGAAUCGCUUGCAAUAAAAAUUUGUGUAUCACUUUCGAAGCAAAGUUCUAAGAAAUUCCGCCAUUUUUCGUUUUUUUUUUAAAAUUAUUAUUCUUGCGUCAUCAUCUCUGACAUGAAAUGCUCAUCUGAUGAUUAAAGUAUUUUAUGAUUUGUAAAUCAUGGUAUAAAUAUUAUGACUUACGAUUUAGGAUUUAUGUAUUAGGAGCUAUAUAAUUUGAUGUAUUAUCUGGAUUUCUUAUUUUGUGUGGAAUAUUACAUCACUGUAUGAGUUGAUUCAAUUAAAUGGUGAUUUUGAAUGCUAAUUGGAAUGAAUAAUUUAUUUACCUAAGCUAUUUCUAUAAAAUUGCUUGAAGUUAUAUUCCUUAUUUAGAGUAAAAUUGUUUUUUACGAUGACUGUUUCAUAAAAUGUUUUUUUCAGAACAAGUAUGUUCAUCCUUAAUAACUGGAACAAAAUGUCAAAAUAUUGAUUGUAAUAAUUACGGGAGAAAUUGAUUUGAAACUUUCAUUUUAAGAUCUUACAUUUGAUUUUUAUAAAAUUAAAGUCUUUGGGUUUUACA